UGCUGGGCAGUGGCAUCCUCAGGAGUAGGUGCAGCUCACCAAACUGAACCAUCCACUGGAAGGUGGGAGAUUGGGUUUCUAGGUAGCAUACCAGAGCUGGGAUCGCCUUACGGCUUUGCUGUUCCACCUGGAAGGCGGCAACAUCAAUAAUUUAGGCCAGGCCGUCGUCUCCCAUUGUUCAAACACCUGGCACACAAUGCUACAGAAGUCUGGGAAGCAGCACAAGAGAGACCACACAGAGCAGCCGAAGGGGCUCCCCAUGGAAAACGGUGUGCCCCGGGAGACUGGAGGCCCUCAGCCCCCUGCAGAAGCGGGCAGAGUUGCUCCGAGCCAGGAGGGCACAGCUCCAGGACAACCCCCGCACCCACCCCGGGUGCGGCCUCGGCUCAUCUUCCACACCCAGCUGGCCCAUGGGAGCCCCACUGCCAAGAUUGAGGGGUUCACCAACGUUAAGGAGCUCUAUGCCAAAAUUGCAGAGGUCUUUGACAUCUCCCCGACAGAGAUCCUGUUCUGCACUCUGAACACCCACAAGGUAGAUAUGCAGAAGCUCCUGGGCGGCCAGAUUGGCUUGGAGGACUUCAUUUUCGCUCAUGUCCGUGGUGAAACCAAGGAGGUGGAGGUCACCAAAACAGAGGAUGCUCUGGGACUUACUAUCACAGAUAACGGGGCUGGCUAUGCUUUCAUCAAGCGUAUUAAGGAAGGCAGCAUAAUCAACCGCAUUCCAACGGUGUCUGUUGGGGACAGCAUUGAAGCCAUUAACGACCAAACCAUUGUCGGGUGCCGCCACUACGAAGUUGCCAAGAUGUUGCGUGAGAUGCCCCAGGCACAGCCAUUUACAUUGCGCUUGGUGCAGCCUAAACGAGCUUUCGAUAUGAUCAGCCAGAGGACCCGAAGCAGCAAGAGCUCAAGUGAGGGGAAAAUAGCUAGCGGAAAGGAGACCCUACGGCUGCGUGCAAUGGGCGCUGCCACCAUAGAGCAGGCGCCAAGUGAGUUUGAGGAGGAAGCUGCUGGAAAAAUGGAUGACUUAUUGGAAAGCUACAUGGGCAUUCGUGACCUGGAAUUGGCAUCAAGCAUGGUGGAGAUGUCCAAAGAAUGCCAGAGCCCUGAAGACUUUGCUCACGGUCUGGAUUUGCUACUGGGUGAAUUUGCUUUCCCAGAAGAGUUUGUCUCGGAGGUCUGGACUGCAGUUUGUGAGAACAGGGAAAGUUCUGAGUAGUUUCAAGAGGUGGGCUGGGAAAUGAAGGCUGUUUCUUUCUUUUCCACCCCACUCAUCCCUUUCCUCCUUUCUCUACUCUGGCAUUCUCCAUAUCUUGCACACACUGACCAUCUGGGAUUUCUCUCCAGAAUCAUAACCUAUUGCUCAAGAAUGAAGAAUGAAACCUUUGCAAAAUUGCCAGGGGUGACUCCAAACAGUAGCACCAUUGACAACAUGCUCUCCUGCUGGGGUGGAAGGAACUUACCAGUAGUAGAGAGAUGCUACCAUUUUUGGUUGUUACUUCUAGUUAGCAUCUAUACUGGAUCUUCUUCCAGUAGUAUUCCAAAAUACAGUUGCUACUCUGUAGGCCCAUGUUAACAGCACAGCAUGGUAUCUGCUCUGUUCAAGAUGGAAGUGCAAGAUACCUCCUCAUAAUUGCAGAGUAAGUAGGAGAAUGCUUGGAGAGACACAGUUUCUUGGCAACCCACUGCACUGCAGUUUCAGGCUUCAGUUAAUGAUUGGUUUCUCAGUCCAGUUUUCAAACUGGAAAGUAUGUGAACAAUUAUUCCUCACAGGGUUGUCUGCAGGGUAUGGUGAAA
Molecule: messenger RNA, 1794 nt
Organism: Candoia aspera
Lineage: Eukaryota; Metazoa; Chordata; Lepidosauria; Squamata; Candoiidae
Gene: GIPC3
Product: GIPC PDZ domain containing family member 3
Exons: 6
Coding region: 197-1216 (339 amino acids)
Molecular function (GO): protein binding
Source: RefSeq, a predicted model, not a curated record